AAUCAUCCGCUACCUUCUUAUUUCGUCUUUUCUCCUCUUCCUUCGCUUACUUUCUUUCUUUUCGUCUCCGAUUUACCCCCUAAAUCCCAACCCCAGUUUUCUACGUUUGAUCCCCUGAAAGGAAACGAUCGUUACGCGGUUACUUCUGGGGUUGACGAUUCGGGGAUUGCUCGAGCGCUCUCGCAGGUACUGUCUAUUGUUAAUGAUAUUCCCGUUAGUUCGAGGAAGUAUGCGAUUGUUCGAUCUUUAGCCGAAAGACUUAUAGAAGAGAAUCGUAGGGCAGAUACCCAUGGUUUGCGUGAAGUUAACCGAUCGGUUUUGUCUUCUGCUUUUUCGAGGACCCUUUGCUGCCUCGAGGCUGCAAUGGUUGAAUCGGGGCAAGAUAGGGUUGGUUUUCUUGAUGGUGCUGGACCUGCUCCGGUUCAGUAUUUGGUGAAAAGGGUUUUAAGGACGGUUCGAUCGGUUGGGGAUGGGGUUUGGUCCAGGGGAGGAGGACACGGUAACGGGAGUGAGGAUGUGAACCGGUCUGGGAAUUCGGCUGAGAAGCUGGCUGCUGAGCUUCUUUGGUUGGCGGAGAAGAUGGUUGCCUGUGGGUUUGUGGAAGAAGCUGUUGAGCGGUGGGCAUCGGCUUCAAAUCUGGCUUCGCUUUCUCUUCUGGCUGAGCCACGGGUUCAGGGUUCCCUGGUUAGGGUUUCGGCGUUCUUGUUCAAACAAGCAAGGGAAAUGGAGCUGGCAGCUGAAGAAACCGGAGAAGGCAACGAGGAGAGCCGGAGGCAAACGAAGAUGAAGAUGCUAAAGUCAUGGUUGCCAUUACUCUGCAGAGCUAGCAAUGGCACUGAUGUGCCGGUGCUCGGCAUCAGCGAAAGAGCUGAGCUAGAGAAGGUCUUGGAAGAGAGCAUAGGAAGGCUAGAACACGAGGAGCAAGAGCAGGUGCUCUCCCUAUGGCUCCACCACUUCGCGUAUUGCCCGUCCUCCGACUGGCCUAACCUCCAUGCCUCGUAUUCUCAGUGGUGUACCGAUUCUCGCAAGCUCUUGCUCCUCCAUUGAAGAUGUGAACCAAAAGAAUCAGCUUGUAUAAUACAAGGAUAGGACUAUUGAUCAUCAUGAUACAAUUAUCCCAUGUAUAACUAUAUUGUUUUGGUCUUGAUUCGAAUAUAUCCAUAA
Molecule: messenger RNA, 1164 nt
Organism: Hibiscus syriacus
Lineage: Eukaryota; Viridiplantae; Streptophyta; Magnoliopsida; Malvales; Malvaceae
Exons: 2
Source: RefSeq, a predicted model, not a curated record